This is a messenger RNA of Amoebophrya sp. A25, 1576 nucleotides long. NCBI's taxonomy places the organism in Eukaryota, Dinophyceae, Syndiniales, Amoebophryaceae. The record is from the annotation of a GenBank genome assembly.
AGCAGUUCUGCAGCACGUCUUGGUCUUUAAUUUGUAGCUGGAUGAACACCGGAGGGGUAGGCAAAGUACUACACCACUCACCUCCUCCACGUCGUAGCACGCUAGGAAACUCGUCUUUAUCGGCAAGAUGUCUAGUUCCGUUACGCCACCGAGUUCUUCAGGAGGACUGAUGCCGCUGCUUAGGGCGCAGCCACCAUGGCUUAUUGGCAGCACAGUUGCUUUGGUGCUUGGUUGCAUCAUACUCGACGUGGACAAACACCUGGUUCCACCCAGAGACGCGCCGUUCUACGAAAACGAUGCACGGCUCGGGCAUCCAGUAAGGCAUGACACAGUGCCAGCGUGGUUCGUCAUUGUCUUCGCUUAUUCCGCGUACCUCCCUAUAGCUUUAACGGCAGCUAUGGGGGCCGUGGCUUCGCGAGGCCAUAACUUGCGAUACUGGGGCAGCUAUGACAGGCCAAAAGGAGCACAGCCGUACUUGGCGCUAUUAUCAACAUACGCAAUUCUUUUGGAUUGAAGUAUAGGACUUGAUUUGGAAUAAGCAGAAAAGAGAAAAGGACGUCUAGAUCUAGAAGCAGGUGAAUCAGUGCUUCUCCAUGAUUGUCCUCCUCCAGGUGUCCGACGUUGCUAUAUUACAUUUUUGCGGUCGCUUUGGUGCAUUUCCUGACAUCCGUGUCUAAAAUCUACGUUGGUAGAAAGCGACCAAACUUCUUUGCGAUAUGCGAAUAUGAUUUUAACGCAAGCCCAAAGGUCCCAGCUUUUCCGGGUAGCAGCCUCAUUCCAGCAAACGUGAAAUACUGCAGAAGAGAUCCGGUCGGAGCGAUGGUACUUGCUAUCAUGAUUUUGUUCAGCUUCAGAACAAAUUUUUGUGGUGCAGACAGAUCGACAGUGGAGCCUUUCAUCGACUUGCUGGAUUUACUUACUGAAGACAAUAAACAUCUUCUUGUUAUUCCACUCCCACGACCUGUGUCUGUGGCUUGACAAUACGACUAGUACAACAAUUUAGAUCAUGCAUUUUGGUACUACAGUUAUCUUUUCCCUCCGGACAUUCGUCGUUAUCAUGGGUUUCCAGUACCUGGCUGGCUUUGGAACUGAACGCCAGGCCUCUGGCACAGUGCGGCUUUCUACUGUUUGCGUCUUUCGUCGCGUGUAGCCGCGUGGUCGAUUUCCGGCACCAUCCUGAGGACAUAAUAGCAGGAAGCGUCUUGGGUGGCCUCGGCGCAUUCAUGGUACAUCGGCAAAUGAUACGUGCGCAUUUCGUGCUAGAAUCCGGAUUGGUUUCACCACUAACUGGAACACCCCCAGGAGGAAAACGAAGUGCUCAGCUGGCAGAAUAAGCGGUCUCUUGAUUUCUGGGGCAGAGAUGAAAUUGGGACAGAUGCACUUUGUCGUGAAAUAGCUGGGAAUCUGCUACGAAUCAUGUGGGAGUAGAAUACAGUAGAUAGAUGUACGAAUGAUCAUUACAGUAGAUGCUCCUACUGCAGUGUUCUAAACGAGGCAGAAGGCUUUGCAAACGACCUGUCAUAUUCCGAGAAUUCUUCGAACGCACCGGGUGCUGGGCAGUGGACUCGUUGUCGAU